Messenger RNA from Schistocerca cancellata (South American locust), 1116 nucleotides. RefSeq names its product synaptic vesicle membrane protein VAT-1 homolog. NCBI's taxonomy places the organism in Eukaryota, Metazoa, Arthropoda, Insecta, Orthoptera, Acrididae. The record is from RefSeq and is a predicted model, not a curated record. The transcript is spliced from 6 exons. Bases 1 to 1116 code for a protein of 371 amino acids. Gene Ontology annotation, molecular function: oxidoreductase activity.
AUGGAGAAAUCAGAAUCGACCCGUUUGGUUCGGUCUGUGACGUUAAGUGGAUGCACAGUACAGGUGGAGGACGCUCCGCUGCCGGUGGAGCUGCCAGAGGAUCACGUGGAGGUGCGCGUCUCACACUGUGGCCUCAACUUCACCGACAACUACCUGCGCCUGGGCAUCAUCCUCAACCUGGACUUCCACGUUCUCAUGGGCAGCGAGUCUUCCGGGACAGUCACGCGCGUCGGAAGACGCGUCAACGACGUCCAGGUGGGACAAAAAGUUCUUUGUUUGCAGAUGCAAGGUGGUCUUUUCCGUCACACCAUCAAAGUUCCACGAAGAAACUGUUAUCUGCUGCCGGAAUAUAUUAGUCCCAAAACCGCUGUGGGUCUCGGACUUAACUACUUGGUGGCACACUUGUGUUUGUUCGAAUUUGGACACCUCAAGACUAAACAGGUCAUUUUCAUGCAAUCCAUAGGAGGUGGCGUCGGUACAGCUGUAAUUCAACUUGCACGAACAGUUCCCCAAGUCACAAUUUUGGGGACGGCGUCAUUUUCUAAACAUGCGAAUCUGAGAUACCUUGGCGUGAAGCGUGUAUUUCGCCACGAACAAGAUUAUGUAAGCAAAAUUAGGGAAGCGUACCCAGACGGCGUAGACCUAGUGAUAAACAGCGCCGGUGGAGCAGAUAUUAUGAAGUGUUUAAGUCUGCUUAAACCGUGUGGAAGGUUGGUUACCAUUGGUACAAAUAGCUCAGCGAAGUACCCGAAAACUACCUUAUGGGGACUACGAUCAACGUGGAAUACGAAACGAAUACCAUCUUCAGACAUAAUCGGCAGGAAUCACGCAGUAUCAGGGCUAAACGUUGGUCACUAUCUCGAAAACAACCAGAAGAAAGUGCGCUCCAUACUCGACCACGUCUUCCAGCUGCGGGCCGAGCUCACCAUUAGACCUCGUAUUCACUCCGUUUUAGAUUUUGAAAGGGUUGGUGAGGCGCUGGCGCAGCUGUGGAGGAGGGAGAACUUGGGGAAGGUGCUGCUCGUCGUUCAGCAGGACUCUCCCGAACUGCGAGUGCGAGGAGGAGACGCGCUUGCAAGCGUCGCUGGCGUGGGCCGGGGCGUCGCCCCGCGGUGA